Messenger RNA from Rhododendron vialii, 333 nucleotides. RefSeq lists its product as uncharacterized. NCBI's taxonomy places the organism in Eukaryota, Viridiplantae, Streptophyta, Magnoliopsida, Ericales, Ericaceae. Gene Ontology annotation, molecular function: zinc ion binding. The record is from RefSeq and is a predicted model, not a curated record. The transcript has 2 exons. The coding region runs from base 1 to 333 and encodes 110 amino acids.
AUGGCUUCUUCUUCCUCUGCAACUACCCAAUAUGAGUACCCUACUUGCUUGUGUGGGAAUCCAGCCCCCCUUCGAAGGUCAAAGACCAUUGCUAAUCCAGGAAGACGAUUCUUAGGGUGCACCAAUUACGAGAUAAAAGAGAAAAGAUGCAAAUAUUUCUAUUGGGUUGAUCCACCAACAAGGGAGAACGAAUUGGAAGCAAAGAAUGCUGAGCUAGAGCACCGACUAGAAGACAUGGAAAAAAAGAACCAACAACUAAGCAAAGAGAACAAGAAGCUGAAGAAGAAAUUGAUGGCAGUGGAGGCCAAAAUGAACUCCUACAAAGUGUACUGA